Molecule: messenger RNA, 1634 nt
Organism: Schistosoma guineensis
Lineage: Eukaryota; Metazoa; Platyhelminthes; Trematoda; Strigeidida; Schistosomatidae
Source: the annotation of a GenBank genome assembly
AUGGCCAAGGUCUUUAAUCAGCACCAACAGUCAUUUUCUUCUCAAACAACGCAUUCCAAUAAUAAUGGCUGUGUUGCAUCUUUUUAUACUGCCAAAUCCAGAUUUAACUUCCUCAGGGCACCUAAACGUACUAUCUCGCAAUACAGGCGAUAUCCUAGUCGUAUACGCCGAGCUCAGAAAUAUGACCCGAAUUCUGUGUCCAGCGGAAAUGAUUCUCAAAAGUCCAAUAUUAUCGACAUUCUAUGUGAUACGGCUGAUUCGAAGCAAACUGCCCAUAAGAUUUUCAUGAACCAGUAUCCUUCGCAUAUUACUUCUGAUUAUAAACGUUCGCGCCCGGAGCUAAACGGUCAGUCAAACGAAAAUUUAGAAGAUAUGUCAAUAUCUACUCCGGCGGCAUGUUAUUUACGUCCUUUACAACCGAAAAAUAAUCUUCGCUCUGAUUUAUCCAAAAUAUGUCACUCACAUAUAGUCUGUAAACUCUCUUCACUUGAUAAUGAUCGCCUGCGAGAUCUACUCUCGAAGGAAUUUAUUUACCAACCAAACAAUGCCUUCCUGUAUUAUGUUAAUCCGGAAGUCGAUGAUAAAGUCGACGCCGUACUUCGAAAUGAGGCGGUACACAAUCUGCGCUUUUUGCACAAUUCAUUUUUUAAUCUGUCUACAGAAACAUUUUGUAAAGCUGUCAAUCUCAUAGAUCGUUUUAUUGUUAAAGUCAAGGUCAAACCUAAAUACAUGGCAUGUGUAGCUGCUGCUUCUUACUGUGCUGUAUGCAAAUUGAGUAGCUCAAAUAACAAGAAUGUUAUAUUGCCUGAUCCAGAAACAAUGGUACAUAUCACUCGUUGUGGUGGUAACGCUGCUGAUUUGUUGCGUAUGGAGGAAAUCCUCGAUUCUAAAUUAUCUCACGAUCUUGAUGGAGUAAAUGCAUUCGAUUUCUUGCAACUUUUCAUCGACUGUGUGACUAAAUCUAAAAAUAUCAUGGAGGACGAAUUGAUCAAUGAUGGUCUGAAUAUGAGUAGUUAUUUACGUGAAUCAGAUGUAGAAAAAGUGUCAGAGACAAUUAAUAUAACCUCAAGUGCACAGAAAUCAGAUGAGGUGAGAAAGAAUCUCGUAACAGCUCGUCAGAAGGAUUUCAGUUGGAAAGCUCUUGUUUAUAAACGUUUGGGAACAGUCAUGGAGAUUGCAUUGUGUUCGUUGGAAGUUUAUCGUUUCCGUCCUGUUUGUUUAGCACUUGGAAUUUUAGCUCAAGUCGGUAUUGAAGGUCUUCUACCGUUGGCAGAUCUAUGUGGGGUCGAUUGGUUUGAUGUAUGUGAAUGUGCAAAUCUUGUGGGUCAACUGUAUGAAUUAUAUUAUCGUGAUCCUCCGCCAUCUAGUCGCAGAAGAACUGGAUUAUUUGUAACUAGACGUCAGUUUCGUGUUGGUUAUUCGAGUCCUACACCAUUGGAUACAAUCUCUGAAGACUAUGAACCGGUUGAAGAAGAUGAAUGGCUACUUCCACUUCUUUUUGAACCGUGAAGAAGUUCCAUUGGUUCGCUGACAUGUCUCAAUCCAUAUUCAACAGCCGUUGUGUAUAACAAUGCACUACUACUUUCACUAUAUUAUACAUAUUUAAUGUCUUAAUUUUUGAGUGCAUCUUUAUU